Messenger RNA from Striga hermonthica, 825 nucleotides. NCBI's taxonomy places the organism in Eukaryota, Viridiplantae, Streptophyta, Magnoliopsida, Lamiales, Orobanchaceae. The record is from the annotation of a GenBank genome assembly.
AUGGCAUCCAACGUGUUCGGACAGGCGAUAACCGAAGAAGUAGUGGAGAUGCUCUUCCCCAACGCCAAUCCAAUCACUAACUUGCACCGGGCAGAAGCAGCCUUGCUGCACAUAAACGCCGGGGAGAAAGCUACCAACGUGACCACGUUCGUGCACAACCUCAAGGCUGCGUGGGGCACGGGGACCUCCACACUGGGCAUGGUGUACAAUGCGACCGGCGGCACCAUAUCCCUCAUGCGUGCCCACUCGUGGGAAGGCAGCGCCUGGCGGGCAUCCUUCCCUCAGGUCGUCCAAAACGGGCAGUGGUUCGGCUUCCUCUUUGUCCGCAACCGCCUACUCGGCCCGGCUAAGGGGGCCCUCGUCUAUAGAGGCAGGGACAAUUCCGGGAGCAACCGUGAUUGGUUGAUCUCGUGGGACAACACCCGCAUGAAUUACCAAAACCACGUGUUCGCCCAGGUUCGACUGUCGACUAGUUUGAAUUCGUUGAACUGGGCCACCAUCGACACUUUAAUGCUGAGACAAUUUAACAAUUUUUCGGUUAGCGAAAAUGGAGGGUUUGCGAGCGUGGGGAUUGGCGCUGGCAGUUCACCCGAGUUUGUUGGAAUACUGUCGUUAGCCGGUUUGUCCCCUCGAGCCAUGACUCAUGCCACCGAUUUAAGUGUCAUAUAUCCGUCGCUCGACUCCAAGUACAAUGAUCUUGAUGCCACUGAAGAGGGUAUUGAUGCCACUGAAGAGGGUACUGAGGAGGACGAUAAGAAAUCUUCUGGUGCUGCUGAUGCUGCUCCUCCUGCUGCUGCUGCUCCUUCUGCUACUACUACUGAGUAG